This is a messenger RNA of Durusdinium trenchii, 1165 nucleotides long. NCBI's taxonomy places the organism in Eukaryota, Dinophyceae, Suessiales, Symbiodiniaceae. The record is from the annotation of a GenBank genome assembly.
CAAGACUAGGCAUUGCCAGGAAUUGCCCCAGGUAGGAUUGAUCUUUCGAGCUAUGGAGCCUGGUCCUCUUCAGUGGCGGCCUGGAUCCUACACAGAGGCAUGCCCACAUCCGGUGCCUGCCAACCUGCCGAGCUCAAGGCACCACCUACGAGAUGGCCUGCAACGCGGCUUGACGACCUUUGUGGUGCUUCAGCUCGUCCGCCGUUGGAAGCGGCGCACCCUUCGGGCCACGCGCCCUCUUCGUCGUCUCACGCGCCUUCGCGCAGGCGAGGGCCGUGCGACCAAGGAGGUGCUUUUGAAGAACGACGAGGAUGAGGAAGCCUCAGAACCCUUGGAGUAUCUCAGAGAAGAGGACGAACCCGAGAAAACUGAUGAGUCGGAGAGAGAGGAGAUGGCUUUGGCAGAGGCGGUUGAAGUGAGACCUGUGGUGAAGAAAGGCAAAGAGCGGAACGCCGACUUGGUCAAUCCACCUCUUCCAGAAGGCAUUCGACCCUACACUCCUGGUGAAGGCUAUGGAUCGAACGCGAUCCCCUUCGCCGGGAUCUCCCCGAAGACCUCCAUGCGCCGCAACCCUUCAAACCGGGCGAAGACCAUCGAGAUGCUGAAGGAGGCGAAAGAGAUCGCAGACCGGAAAAGCCAGGAGCUCGCGGAGCGUCGAAGUCGUUUGCCUUCGCAACGUCUCCCCGUCCCGGAGCAUCUCUUCAGCCAACUUGAGGAGAAGGGUUGGCUGGAGAUGUUGGAGUCCAAUGGACUUCAAGUGGAGCGGCUUGAGAUGGGAGACUCCAGGUGGGUACAUUUGCAAAUCUCCGGCGAGGAGGAGAAAGUGAGAGCAGGUGUCUUGAGGCUGAUGUCCAUCAUGGUGCCACCACGUGCCUCAGCCUAGCCACUUGGACCGCGGUGCUACGGUCCAAGCUUGCCGGAUCGCACCGGAAAAAGAGAAGUGGAUUGAGCUUGGCAGCAGGGCGUGUGUGAACAUCAAGUGACUACCAGCAGUACCCACCAAGCCUGUUAUAUAUUACCGUCACAUUCCAAACGGUGUUUCUUUGGGAUCCAACAGAGUCGUCAAGACCGGUCAAUUCGGUGGUUGGAGGAAAGGUCUCGAUUGUCCACACCAGUGGGCCUGUCUUAUAGGUUAUAUUCUAUCAGUCGUUAACCUGGACACCCC